Messenger RNA from Tachysurus fulvidraco (yellow catfish), 2102 nucleotides. It is a transcript of the gene crppa, whose product is annotated as CDP-L-ribitol pyrophosphorylase A. NCBI's taxonomy places the organism in Eukaryota, Metazoa, Chordata, Actinopteri, Siluriformes, Bagridae. Bases 414 to 1613 code for a protein of 399 amino acids. The record is from RefSeq and is a predicted model, not a curated record. Gene Ontology annotation, molecular function: D-ribitol-5-phosphate cytidylyltransferase activity. The transcript is spliced from 10 exons. Gene Ontology annotation, biological process: isoprenoid biosynthetic process; protein O-linked glycosylation via mannose. Gene Ontology annotation, cellular component: cytosol.
UGCGUUCUGAGCCGAAACUAAACAAAAAUGUAUUUAUUAUAAUCAUACACUGCAAUGAAGUGGCAUACGGUGGUAUUUUGGUCCCUGCGGCGCUUAUAUCUGAUACCAGGCUAAAGCUAACAGUACCGGCGUCUAUGUAAAGGCUGAGUCCCGAAUACCUUUCUGUUGUCUUUAUUAGUGCACUACAUAGGCUGAAGACGCCAUUAUUUUAUACCCUCUGAAGUGAACACUUAAAAUACGUCCGGGUUUAUUUGGAAUUCAGUUUUAAUGUCGUCCGUUCUGAUUAUUAAGCGCUAUUUAAAAUUGUGUUUUCGGGCUGUGUUUGCUGGUUAGCAGAUUAGCCUCGAAUCAAAGACUAGAGGCCUGGUGAUCCGCGGCUUUUCCUGAAAUUCGAAACGGACCACAGGGAUAGAAUGAUGGGACGCGACGCCGUUGACUUCCCGGUGUCUGUGGUUCUACCUGCCGCUGGUAGCGGUGAAAGGACAGGACUUCCGACCCCCAAACAGUUCUGCACCUUCCUCAACAGACCACUCAUCAGCUUCACCAUCGAAACCUUUGAAAGAAUCCCAUGGAUCAAAAGCAUUGUUGUUGUAGUUGCUAAGGAGAGCCGUGACCCGAUGCUGCAUAUCGUCCAACAUUUUUGUCAUACAAAAGUGAAAGUUGUUGAAGGGGGAACCACGAGACAUAGAUCCAUCUUCAGCGGUCUUCAGGCGUUCAUUGAGAGCUCAGAGGGCCCCGAGCUUACCAAGCCAAAGGUGGUCAUCAUCCACGAUGCCGUGCGUCCGUUCGUUGAUGAGGAGUUUCUGCUCAAAAUCACGUUGGCAGCCAAAGAACAAGGGGCUUCUGGAGCCAUUCGUCCUCUGGUGUCCACGGUGAUUGCCACCACCUCUGAAGGCUUCCUUGACCACUCACUGGAGCGAACCAAGUACAGGGCCAGUGAAAUGCCCCAAGGAUUUCUCUAUGAUGUCAUCUAUCAGGCAUACCAACGGUGCAGCGAGUUUGACUUUGAGUUUGGCACCGAGUGCCUGCAUUUGGCCCUGCAGUACAGCGGCACCAGUGCCAAGCUUAUUGAGGGACCACCGACACUGUGGAAAGUGACGUAUAAACGAGAUUUGGCUGCAGCAGAGUCGAUUAUCAAAGAGUCUCUCUCGCUGUCAGCGUGCCUCAUCUCAGGAGCCAUGGCAGAAACCGUCGAGCUUUCCAGCAGGCUCCAGAAAAACCUGGAAUCCCACCAUAUGACACUGGAUGUUCUCCCAUGCAUAAAGGAAAAUAAUGAACUGCUGCUAAAGACCAGGAACUUCAUCCAGAUAUCUACCAGUGGUGCGAGUUUAUCUGAAACCGAGGAGAUGGUGAAGGUUUUUGAGGAGAAGAAGCAUGCCCUUUUGUACCCGGUUGUUAUUGUAUGGGUUCGUUUAUGUACAGAUGAGGCGACAGAUAUCCGAAGGAAUGUGGAGCUGAAGGCCACCAUGGAGCUUUCUAUGAAGGUCAAACGGGGGAAUAUUUUACUCUACUGUGUGCAAAUACUUUACUCUAAGGUGGUGCCCUCUUGUGGUAGCUUGGAAACAAUGCUCAAACACACUCAUAAUCCAGUCAUGAGCGAUUUAGUCAUUUGAAUCAGAGAGCUAGUGCUCAGCUUACUAAAUAGUCUCUUUUUCUCACAUCCAAAUCCAAAUUGUUAUACAUCUUCCCUCGGUUUUUCCCACUAAAGGUGAUGUUAGGAUGUGUAAGACCUUGCAGAGGCAAUGAAUCUGGCCAGGGAGUGGUGCUAAUUGUAGGUGUUGAGAUCCUAAUUGCUGAAGAUCCAUCUUCAAAGCUUGUGCUGCUGUGAGGCAGCGGUGGGCCGCUUGCUGCUGAUGGAAAGGUUGAUUGCAGCUCUGGAAUUUCCAAGGACAGUUAGGCAAUGGCUUCUCACUGUGUGGUCUGGCUGGCUUAAGGACCAUUCACUUUUCUUCAGCAAAUUUUCCUUUCUUGAACAAAACCAGCCCAAUGAGUGCCACUGCAGUUUGGUUAUUGCUUGAAACAAUGCCAGUGAUUUUUCAACUGAACUUCUAUUAAACUUCUAUUCUAUCUGAUUUUCUGUUAAACAUGAGAAAUGUCCAAGA